AUGCCAUCACUGUCACCCGUGCUGAGUGCACCAGCACUGUCACCCGCACUGGGACUGUCUCCCCUGCCGUGUGCGCCAAUGAAGUCACCUGCAUUGUCCGCUAGCACUGUUGCCUGCACCGAGUACGCCAAGUGUGACAAUGGUGUCACCCUUGCCAAUACUGUCACCCAUGUGUCUCCAGUGCCAAGGCUGUCGCCUGCACCAUCACUUCCGCUCGUGCUGAGUGCACCGUCAUUGUCGCCCACGCUGAGGGCCCUGCCACUGUCGCCCUCAGUGAGUGCAUCACCUCAGUCAUCCACUUUAAGUGCACCGACACUGUCACCCAUGGUGAGCGCACCGACCCUGUCACCUGCACUGAGCAUGCCAAGACUGUCGCCCGUGAUGAGUGUGUCAAUGCUGUCACAUUCACCGAGCAUGCCAUCACUGUCACCCGUGCUGAGUGCACCAGCACUGUCACCCACACUGGGACUGUCUCCCCUGCCGUGUGCGCCAAUGAAGUCACCUGCAUUGUCCGCUAGCACUGUUGCCUGCACCGAGUACGCCAAGUGUGACAAUGGUGUCACCCUUGCCAAUACUGUCACCCAUGUGUCUCCAGUGCCAAGGCUGUCGCCUGCACCAUCACUUCCGCUCAUGCUGAGCGCACCGUCAUUGUCGCCCAUGCUGAGGGCCCUGCCACUGUCGCCCUCAGUGAGUGCAUCACCUCAGUCAUCCACUUUAAGUGCACCGACACUGUCACCCAUGGUGAGCGCACCGACCCUGUCACCUGCACUGAGCAUGCCAAGACUGUCGCCCGUGAUGAGUGUGUCAAUGCUGUCACAUUCACCGAGCAUGCCAUCACUGUCACCCGUGCUGAGUGCACCAGCACUGUCACCCACACUGGGACAGUCUCCCCUGCCGUGUGCGCCAAUGAAGUCACCUGCAUUGUCCGCUAGCACUGUUGCCUGCACCGAGUACGCCAAGUGUGACAAUGGUGUCACCCUUGCCAAUACUGUCACCCAUGUGUCUCCAGUGCCAAGGCUGUCGCCUGCACCAUCACUUCCGCUCAUGCUGAGCGCACCGUCAUUGUCGCCCAUGCUGAGGGCCCUGCCACUGUCGCCCUCAGUGAGUGCAUCACCUCAGUCAUCCACUUUAAGUGCACCAACACGGUCACCCAUGGUGAGCGCACCGACCCUGUCACCUGCACUGAGCAUGCCAAGACUGUCGCCCGUGAUGAGUGUGUCAAUGCUGUCACAUUCACCGAGCAUGCCAUCACUGUCACCCGUGCUGAGUACACCAGCACUGUCACCCACACUGGGACUGUCUCCCCUGCCGUGUGCGCCAAUGAAGUCACCUGCAUUGUCCGCUAGCACUGUUGCCUGCACCGAGUACGCCAAGUGUGACAAUGGUGUCACCCUUGUCAAUACUGUCACCCAUGUGUCUCCAGUGCCAAGGCUGUCGCCUGCACCAUCACUUCCGCUCGUGCUGAGCGCACCGUCAUUGUCGCCCAUGCUGAGGGCCCUGCCACUGUCGCCCUCAGUGAGUGCAUCACCUCAGUCAUCCAGUUUAAGUGCACCGACACUGUCACCCAUGGUGAGCGCACCGACCCUGUCACCUGCACUGAGCAUGCCAAGACUGUCGCCCGUGAUGAGUGUGUCAAUGCUGUCACAUUCACCGAGCAUGCCAUCACUGUCACCCGUGCUGAGUGCACCAGCACUGUCACCCACACUGGGACUGUCUCCCCUGCCGUGUGCGCCAAUGAAGUCACCUGCAUUGUCCGCUAACACUGUUGCCUGCACCGAGCACGCCAAGUGUGACAAUGGUGUCACCCAUGCCAAUACCGUCACCCAUACCGACGCUGUCGCAUGUGCCGAGCGUGACAGUGCUGUCGCCUGUGCAGAGUGGGUCAACGCAAUCGCCCGCAGUAGGCAUAUCAAUGCUGUCGGCCAUGCUAAGCGUGCCGACACUGUUGUCCGCACCAAGCGCACCAAAACUGUCGCUCGCACUAAGCGCACCAACACUGUCAUCCGCUCUGAGCCCGCCAGCACAGUUGCCCACACAGAGAGCACCUGCACUGUCACUCGCGCCGAGCGUGACAGCACUGUCACUCGGGCCAAGUGCACCAACACUGUCGCCCGUGCCAGGCGCGUCAACCCUGUUGUCCGUGCUAGAUGCUUGCUAUAUGACAAAAGAGAUUCUGGUGUUAAAUGUUAA
This is a messenger RNA of Schistocerca serialis cubense, 2190 nucleotides long. Its product is annotated as mucin-5AC-like. The coding region runs from base 1 to 2190 and encodes 729 amino acids. The record is from RefSeq and is a predicted model, not a curated record. NCBI's taxonomy places the organism in Eukaryota, Metazoa, Arthropoda, Insecta, Orthoptera, Acrididae. The transcript is spliced from 2 exons.